AAAUAGAUUACUGAUGGAUUUACCCGACUUUCACGAAUUGGACUUAUUCGACCCCACUGAUCCCAGUGUGAACCCAAAUUCCGAAAGAAUAGAGCUACCAAAUUUCAAUUCCGCCUUCACAACUUCGACUCAAAUAUCAAAUAAUGAGGUGAACAGAGGUCAUGAAAUGAGUGCUGGGUUAAUCGAGUUCAACGAUGAUUCUCAAGAUGACGAUGAAAAUAUGGGCGAUGAAUUAGCUGGUGUUGGACAAAGCGCAGAUUCUAAUUUCGACCUUGACCCCAAUUAUGACUACGCAGCAGAGUACGAGUAUGAAGAAGAAGACGAAGUUGAAGGAGGUGUGAACAAAGUGAAGAUGGGCUUCUUCUCUGACUGCAAGUGGGUGGGGCCUAUAGUUGACAUAGCAGCGUGGAGAAGUCAGAACUACCAACUGCUGGGCGAUGAAUACAUGGACAGAUCUCUCCCCAAAAUAGAUGCGUGUAUGGUGUCUCGUGCUCUGCAAAUCAGUGCAGCCAUAGCUGAUGAACUCAUCAGCGUCUGUGACUCAAAACAACUUCAGUGUCAGACACAGCCGGAAAAUCUACCCGAUAAAAUCACGAAAGAGGAGAAAGUUCAGCUGCUAGAACAGAUGAUGAGUGAAAAGGGAAUUGAGCUGAACACUUUGAAGAUGCGCAAACACAGAAUAGCUAGAGGCGCGUAUCUGACCCGAGAUGAUGCAGCAUACCCAGUGAAGUUUUUUUCCACCUCUCAUAUGAAUAAAGAGAAGGAAAAAGAAAGAGCGAAGAAACAAAAGAACAAUCCACAUGCCAAAAUACCAAACGGGAUUGAGGGCCCCGAGGCGGUGUUGACUAUUGUGGUGUUGCGAGUGGACUCCCCCUACCCCGAGAUGUUCCGGUGCAAAGUGUCCCACGAAAUAGAAGUGCUGAGCAGUCAAAGAUUGUCUUCACUGCGGGACUUUUUCCCCUGCUCUUUAGACCACACGCACUUUGGAGAGUUCAGCUCCAGAAUCAACACAUACAACAGAGCACCUACUUACAAAUCUAAGUUCCCAAGUGGAUGUUUCUUCAUAGAGGGCACUUUUUUUGAUGACCUGCGUGAACCCGAGGCCAUCAGAUUGAGUGACACGAUAGUGAAGUGGAGCGAGGAGAGAGACAGGGGGUGGAAGGGACUCAACCAGUGUCCAACCUCCAUGCACUUAGUCUCCUUUGAACAUCUUACUCUGCAGUUGGGAAAACCCUAUUUGUAUCUACAUCAAGGCACUUGUGAGCACGUGUGGAUGGUGACUUCAGUGCGUCUCUACCACCCCCACGACAUGCAGUCAUACUCGGACUAUCCAAGAGUGACAGGGGUGGGCUACUUCCACAGGAGAAAGUGUCUAGCAUGUGCACAAUACGCUGCUUCAUGGAUGCUGGUGAACGACGAAUUGCUUCCCCGCAGUCCCUGUUUCCUCUGCGAGAGAUGUCUGCGAGAACUGCAUUACGACCACAAAGGCAAAAAGAUAGACGACUUCAAAGCACUUCACUUUGUAGACCCAAACAAAACUAACUUGGCCUGACUUGAAAUGUAUUUACGAUUAAAAGCUCUUCUUUUUCUACAUCAUUUUUGAUGCGAUAAAACUCGU
This is a messenger RNA of Symsagittifera roscoffensis, 1618 nucleotides long. RefSeq names its product snRNA-activating protein complex subunit 3-like. Gene Ontology annotation, molecular function: bent DNA binding; RNA polymerase II cis-regulatory region sequence-specific DNA binding; RNA polymerase III type 3 promoter sequence-specific DNA binding. The transcript is spliced from 12 exons. Bases 14 to 1552 code for a protein of 512 amino acids. Gene Ontology annotation, biological process: snRNA transcription by RNA polymerase III; snRNA transcription by RNA polymerase II. The record is from RefSeq and is a predicted model, not a curated record. NCBI's taxonomy places the organism in Eukaryota, Metazoa, Xenacoelomorpha, Acoela, Convolutidae. Gene Ontology annotation, cellular component: snRNA-activating protein complex.